GAAGAAAAAGACGAAAAUGUUCCGCACAUGUCCGACUCUCUCUCCUCUUCUCUCUCUCUUUGUCUCUCUCUCUCUCUCUCUCUCUCUCUCUCUCUCUCUUUUUCUCUCUCUCUCUUUCUCUCAUCGCUCUGUCAAAUAUACGGACCAGAGACAGAGUUGCCUCCACGUUUGUCCAGCAAGAAUCACGCUCUCCGCUUUCACCACAUUCCUCCACCUCUCUCUCUACCUCACUUAACUUUUGUUUCUACUUUUUGCUUCUCGAUUAUUCCUCCAUUUUCGAAUCUUCCACUGUUUCUUCACCUGGGUCUGCUCUGAAUUUCGCAUUUGGAUGCUUUUGGGUUUAUUUCGUGUUCCAAGCUCGAAUCUUUCCCGUCUGGGUUACCGACUUUCUAGGGAAAGUUAGGGCUUUACUACUCUGAUUCGCUUCUAGCUUAAUCUGGGCUUAGUUUUCUGGUUUAAAGGUAGAAUUUUUCCUUCUGGGUUGUGAAAUUGUAGCGCGAAUCUUUCAGGAUUUUGGGAAAUUAGGUUGAUUUUUAAGUAGGUUGACUUCAGGUAGAUCCUACGCCGCAUAAUUGGAAUUUGACAUUUUUUGCGGUAAUAGUUGAAUUAGGUUUUCUUUACAAGCUUCAAGUUUGUGUUGAUUUUCGUGGAAAUGGAUCGAUAACAAGAUGUUUUGAAGAAAGUUUACUGCUUGCGAUUCGUGCGAUCAGAGAAUGAGUUUGGUUCCUCCUCUACCGAUUUUAACGCCACCGUCGUCAAAUUCUUCAACCACCGCACCUCCUCCGUCGCCGUCUCAGCCAACCACUCCAUCAGCUCCACCUCCGAUCACACCUCCUCCUUCUCCGCCGCAAACACCGCCGCCCGUAGCAGCAUCAUCGCCACCACCACCGGUUAUAUCAUCACCUCCACCGUCUUCUUCUCCACCACCGUCACCACCCGUCGUCUCCUCACCACCUCCCACCGUCGUUUCUUCUCCUCCUCCACCUCCUGUGGUGGUUGCUUCCCCUCCUCCAUCAACUCCGGCGACAACACCACCCGCUCCUCCGCAAAUUGUCUCACCUCCUCCACCCCCUGAUGCUUCUCCUUCACCUCCGGCAACAAUAACAUCCCCUCCUCCGCCUAAACCUUCUCCUUCGCCGCCGGCGGAUACACCUUCUCCUCCUAAACCAUCUCCGUCAAAUCCGUCAACUCCAGCAACCACUUCUCCUCCACCACCUCCUUCAACCACCUCUGCUCCUCCUCCGGCUUCAGUUCCCAAGGAUCCUUCUACUGUAGUUCCUCCUCCAACUCCAUUACCUGUUGUUCCCAGAGAGAAACCAAUUGCUAAACCAACUGGACCACCUUCAAGCAACGGAAACAACACUUCUCCGCAAUCCGGUUCAUCGGGAAAUGGAGGAGGUGUUGGCACUGGAGGUCUUGCAGCUAUUGGAGUGAUUGUUGGAUUGAUUCUGCUUAGCCUUUUUGUGUUGGCUGUGUGGUUUACUCGGAAACGAAAGAGAAAGGAUCCUGGUACCUUUGUUGGAUACACUAUGCCUCCUUCUGCUUAUUCGUCUCCUCAAGGCUCAGAUGUAGUGCUCUUCAACUCGCAUUCUUCAGCACCUAAGAUGAGAAGCCAUUCUGGUAACGACUACAUGUAUGCGUCCUCUGAUUCAGGCAUGGGUGGCAGCCAAAGAUCAUGGUUCUCAUACGACGAGUUAGCUCAAGUCACUGGUGGUUUCUCCGAGAAGAAUCUCCUCGGCGAAGGAGGGUUUGGUUGUGUAUACAAAGGCGUUCUUGCAGACGGAAGGGAAGUAGCAGUUAAACAGUUGAAGAUCGGUGGAAGUCAAGGAGAGAGAGAGUUCAAAGCCGAAGUCGAGAUCAUUUCUCGGGUUCAUCACCGACAUUUGGUUACAUUAGUCGGUUACUGCAUCUCGGAGCAACAUAGGUUGCUUGUAUAUGAUUAUGUACCAAACAACACUCUCCAUUACCAUCUCCAUGCUCCAGGAAGACCGGUUAUGACUUGGGAAACUCGGGUUAGAGUCGCUGCUGGUGCAGCUCGUGGAAUCGCCUACUUACAUGAAGACUGUCAUCCUCGGAUUAUCCACCGUGACAUUAAAUCUUCGAACAUACUUCUAGAUAACAGCUUUGAAGCCUUGGUUGCGGAUUUCGGGCUAGCUAAAAUCGCGCAAGAACUCGAUUUAAACACUCAUGUCUCAACACGUGUAAUGGGAACAUUCGGGUACAUGGCUCCUGAAUAUGCAACAAGCGGAAAGCUAUCUGAAAAAGCCGAUGUAUAUUCGUAUGGAGUAAUACUAUUGGAGCUUAUAACUGGCCGUAAACCUGUAGAUACAUCUCAGCCACUUGGUGACGAAAGCCUUGUUGAAUGGGCAAGGCCCUUGUUAAGUCAAGCAAUCGAGAACGAAGAAUUCGAGGAGCUAGUGGAUCCGAGGCUAGGGAACAACUUCGUUCCCGGAGAGAUGUUUCGAAUGGUGGAAGCUGCGGCUGCAUGCGUUCGUCACUCAGCUGCGAAAAGACCAAAGAUGAGCCAAGUGGUGAGAGCUUUGGACACACUUGAAGAAGCUAGUGACAUAACGAAUGGGAUGAGACCGGGACAGAGCCAAGUGUUCGACUCGAGACAACAAUCUGCUCAGAUAAGGAUGUUUCAGAGAAUGGCUUUUGGGAGUCAGGAUUAUAGUUCUGACUUCUUUGAUCGGUCACAGUCACAUAGUAGCUGGGGAAGUCGAGAGACUCGUGACCAGUCCAGAUUUGUACCUUAGUUAUUAGUAUUGAAUUUUUUUUUUUUUUUGCUACUUUUUCUUCUUUUCCCUUUUAAGAUGUUUUGUAUAUUCUUUUGCAUGAAAUAAUGAAUUUAUACACACACACACAUGUAGAUAAUUUGGACUAAGUUAAAUUAAUAGUGGUCACAAUGA
Molecule: messenger RNA, 2909 nt
Organism: Thlaspi arvense
Lineage: Eukaryota; Viridiplantae; Streptophyta; Magnoliopsida; Brassicales; Brassicaceae
Source: the annotation of a GenBank genome assembly